AUGGGAAACCUCUUAGACCUACGCACUCAGACAUACGUCAUGGACCUCAUUCAGGAGUUUGGCCUGGAGGUCUACACACAAUACACCACAGGCAAGAAAGUACACCACGUUGGUGGUCCUAAUGCCAAGGUUCGCACCAGCAGCACCAGUAUCCCUGCCCUCUCUACACUGGUGCUACUGGACCUGUCACAGCUCGUCUGGAAGAUUGACAGGUUGAGUUCCACAGUGUCAGUGGAGGACCCCAUGAAGACCCCCAAUGCCCAGGAGUUGGACAGUAUGACCCUACAUUCCUACAUAGAGAAACAUGCCUGGACAGAAGCAGCUGGAGGUGUCCUGUGCCUGCUGGAGAGCACCCCAGGCUCAGCACAGGAGUUCAGGGUCAAGGGGGGAACCCAGCAGCUGUCAGAGCGUUUAGCCCAGCAGAUUGGGUGGGAGAGUGUCCGGCUGGGCAAGGCUGUGACGGCCAUAUGGCAGGACGCUGAGCAGGCCAUGGUGAUGACAGCCACCCACUCCUACCUGUGCAGAGCAGUGAUUGUCACCUGCCCUCCUCACCUGGCAGCUAAGAUCCACUACCAACCUGCUCUACCCAUUCAGAGAGAACACCUCACACAGAACAUGCCUGUUGGGCACUUGAUGAAGUUUGUCAUCACCUACCAGAUGGCGUUCUGGCGUGAGAAGGGUUUCUCGGGAGAGAUAGUGGCACGACCCUCUGCGGAGUGUCCCUUGAGUGUCACCUUCGACGGCACCAGUCCCAGUGGGAGUGCUGCUAUCGUUGGCUUCAUCUCUGGUGUGCAGGCCUACGAUUGGAGCUCCAGAGAGGACUGGGCCAUGGAGGAGUACAGCGGGGGUUGUCCUGUUAAUGUCAUGGCACCGGGGCUGCUGACAUAUUACCACCCCAGCCUCUGCACGCCCUGUGGCAGGAUCCACUGGGCCGGCACGGAGACGGCCACCCAGUGGUGUGGCUAUAUGGAUGGGGCAAUUCAGUCAGGUCAGAGGGCAGCCCUAGAAGUACUAGCCAGGCUGUGCCCUUUCACCCUGACCCAGGAGGAGCAGGAGGCUGUGCAGGCUGCCCAGAACCAGAACCAUGAGUCUGGACCAUGCCAACACAUACCUUCCACAUCCCAUCUCCGCAGGGCUCUGAUCCUCACCACGCUCAUCAUGGCCACUGCUGUACUAUUGGCUCAGCUACAGCUCUGCCGAGACUGGAUUGGACAGGCUCGGCAGGUAGUGCUACGAAGGUUUGCUUUGUGGUAA
Molecule: messenger RNA, 1254 nt
Organism: Oncorhynchus kisutch (coho salmon)
Lineage: Eukaryota; Metazoa; Chordata; Actinopteri; Salmoniformes; Salmonidae
Product: amine oxidase [flavin-containing] B
Exons: 10
Coding region: 1-1254 (417 amino acids)
Molecular function (GO): oxidoreductase activity
Source: RefSeq, a predicted model, not a curated record